GAUUCAUUGAAGAGUAGCCUUUUCAAUACAAGUUAGUGUGUAUAUAUAGGGAGGAUAACAACACAUGUGUGAGUCAUAUUAUAAAAUGAAAUAAUCCAAAUAGUAUAUAUAGUAUGAGAGAGAAAUUAGAUAGCAUUUGUCUUUGAUAAGAGAAUCAUCAUCAUCAUCAUCAUCAUGGGAAAAGGAAGAGCACCAUGCUGUGAUAAGAGUCAAGUUAAGAGAGGACCUUGGAGCCCUGCUGAAGAUCUUAAGCUUAUUGCUUUUGUUCAGAAAUUUGGUCAUGAAAAUUGGAGAUCUCUCCCUAAACAAGCAGGUCUUCAACGUUGUGGGAAAAGCUGUCGUUUGAGAUGGAUCAAUUAUCUUAGGCCUGAUUUAAAGAGAGGCAAUUUUACAGUGGAGGAAGAGGAUACCAUUAUAAGGCUACAUAAGGCCUUUGGAAACAAAUGGUCAAAGAUUGCAUCAUGUUUGCCUGGUAGAACUGAUAAUGAGAUCAAGAAUGUGUGGAACACACAUUUAAAGAAAAAGCUUGUUGUCAAAAAUUCAGAGUCAACAAGUGGAGAUGAUGAAUCCAAGUUAGAAUCAUCAAUAACUUCACCUUCUUCAUCAGAAUCAUUUAUAUCAAAUGAGGUACAAAUAAAAGAUUCUGAAAAACAAGUAUCCAACAAUGAUGAACUUGAUAAUAUUAUCAAUGAAGAUCCAAAAGGGUCAUCAUCAAAUUCAUUAUCAUCUUCAUUUGAGUCAAAUAUUUUGAACUCAAGUCAAAUUGUUAAUAAAAAAUUGCUUGAGCAAGAAUUGGCUCCUUUAGGAACUUUUGAUAUUGACAAUAUAUUAGAAGAGAUGGAAAACACAAAUGACUUAAUUGAAAUACCAUGGGAAUCAGAUUAUGAUCUUUGGAAUUUUAUUGACAAUAUUGGAUGUUAUCAAGCAAGUGUUGGUGAAGAAAAUGUUCAAAAUAAUGAGAAUGAGUUUGGAGCAUUAGGUGAAAAAAAGGAGUCAAACAAUGAGGUCCUACCAAAGAAUUGUGGAGUUGAGCAAGAAAUUAACCUUCAUGAGGCAUUUGAUUUCAAUGAUAUUAUAAUGUCUGAUUCUGAAUUAGACUUUGGUGAUAUUCAAUUGUGGCCUUCUAUGCCACAUAAUAGUAGUCCUAAAGUUUAAUAUACAAAACCAAUAGUUUGAAAAAAGUUUAUUUGAGAUUCAUGAAUAUGUGAUUUACUCAAUAUAGGUAUACAAACAUUGACAAAUUAAUCAAUGUUAUUAGGUAUCUUUGAUGUAUGAUGGAUUUCAUGUAUUUAGAAAAUCAUGUUAGAAUAGUUUGUAACUUAAAGCUCAAAUAUGAAAUAAGCAUCAAUUUGAAGUA
Trifolium pratense (red clover) is the source of this 1357-nucleotide messenger RNA. RefSeq names its product transcription factor MYB10-like. The transcript has 3 exons. Lineage: Eukaryota; Viridiplantae; Streptophyta; Magnoliopsida; Fabales; Fabaceae. The coding region runs from base 175 to 1155 and encodes 326 amino acids. The record is from RefSeq and is a predicted model, not a curated record.